Messenger RNA from Dreissena polymorpha, 7900 nucleotides. Its product is annotated as polypyrimidine tract-binding protein 3-like. Gene Ontology annotation, cellular component: nucleus. Gene Ontology annotation, molecular function: mRNA binding. Lineage: Eukaryota; Metazoa; Mollusca; Bivalvia; Myida; Dreissenidae. Bases 794 to 2740 code for a protein of 648 amino acids. The transcript has 19 exons. Gene Ontology annotation, biological process: mRNA processing; regulation of RNA splicing. The record is from RefSeq and is a predicted model, not a curated record.
AGCUCGAGGCAAAUUUGAUAUCUCUAAUAUACAGUUGACUGGUGAUUGUCUUUCCCUUUAUCAGUGAAACAGGACAUAUUUUAGUGUUUAAACUUGACUUUUAGUGUAUGACGGAUAGUAAUAUAGCUGAACAGGACUCUACACUGGUAAAAGGGAAGUUUUAUAAGUGUUUUUAACCAUUGACAGGAAAUUGCUGGGCUAGUGAUAGCUGUGUAAUGUUUGCAAAUAACUUUCAAUUAUAGAUUGAAAAGUUAUUGCGUAUUACUGUCUGCCAGAGAUUGAGUUGACAGGAACUGAUUAUCUGAUAAUAUUUUCAAUGUAUUGAUCUCGAGAGUGUAUAAUAGGGAGACACACUUUGUCACAGUUGAUUACUAGGCACUGAUAUAGCACUGUGGUAGUGUAGGUUUACAAGGGCACACAUGUGGCAGCCUCUGUUCUUCAUUUUGUUUCCUGGUUUCUGAACAUAACCGGCACUUGACAACCGUGGACACAGAUCCGUAUCCUGUCUCACAAGUGGAGGAGAAUAGGAAAGCAGCCAUUGUGACUAACUGAGAGGGCUUUAUUUAGUUGGACCACUAGAUGAGCAGCUUUUAGUGUUCCAGUUGUCACAUCGAGGAUCGUUUGUGAAGGAGCCAAGGGAGUAUUUAUAUACCACUGUCCCAACAACGUUCAUCAGUGAAGCCAUUCUCUGAAAGCCAAUACCUGCCUGCAGACAAGAUAUCAACCCACGCACAGCGAACAGCACCGGCUUGAAGCUGAACUUUACUAUGCCCAGUGGUUAUUGUGUCUGUGUAUGAUGUACCUAGCCUACAGUUACCCACUUGGACAGCCAGCCAUCCCCGCGCUAGGAGCCCAUACGCCCAUAGCAACCGCCGACUACUCACACCCGCAGUACGUGACCGCUGUGACAGCACCUUCUAUAGCUGAGCCCUACCUGGUCCCCGUGACUGCAGCACACCAGCCCCUCCAGGCUGCCCCAGCUCCUUACCAGGCCCUUACACUUGCUGUCUGCAGAAAGCGCGGCUCAGAAGAACUCAUGUCUCACAGUCCUAUGGUACAGACUAACGGCACCGGCCACAGUCCAUCACAGAAUGAGGUCAAUGACGCUAAAAAGGUGAAGCUGGAUUCCACAAACAUGAUGCCUUCCAAGGUGAUACAUCUGCGCAGUCUGCCCAACGAUGUCACAGACUCUGAGGUCGUGCAGCUGGGCAUUCCCUUUGGCAAAAUGUCCAAUGUGCUGCUACUCAAACAGAAAAAUCAGGCGUUCCUGGAGUUUGAGGAUGAAGGUGUGGCGGCCACGUUCGUCAACUACUACACAAAGAUGCCCUGCCAGAUCCGGGGCAAGCAGGUCUACGUCCAGUUCUCACAGCACAAAGAGCUGAAAACAGACCAGGCUCACUCCUUCCAGAACCAGGCAUCCCAGGCAGCGUUGCAGGCGGCUCAACUGGCACUAGGCAACGGUGGGGAUGGAGAGGGCAUCAAGAAGACAGUGCUUCGAGUCAUAGUGGAGAACCUUGUAUACCCGGUCACCAUAGAAGUACUUAAUCAGAUCUUCAGUAAAUUUGGCAAAGUUUUGAAAAUGAUCAUCUUCACCAAAAAUAACACAUUCCAGGCCUUGGUACAGUUUGGGGAUUCAGUAUCAGCCAAUGCAGCUAAACUGUCGCUAGAUGGCCAGAACAUCUACAACGGCUGCUGCACACUGCGUAUCGACUACAGCAAGCUAGGCCAGCUCAAUGUGCGCUACAACAAUGACAAGAGUCGUGAUUUCACCAACCCCAGUCUGCCCACGGGUGACCCGGGGCUUGACCAAGCCAUGGCCUUUGGGGGUGGAGGUUCAGGUAUUAUGGUGGCCACAAUGCCAAGUUUAAGUCCUGCGCAUCACCUCUCCCUCGGCGGAAUUGGCACCCAGCACUUCGCAUCUAGCAUGCCCGGCCUAGCAGCAGACACCAUGGUGAUGUCCCCUGCAGGUCAUUUUGUUCCAGUCAUGGACACGUUACUAGCACCAAUAGGUCCUGGCCCCCAGGGUAUGGGAGGAAUGGGGGGCAUGGCAGGGAUGGGCGGUAUGGGCAUGCAGGGGCUCCAGUUCGGGUUCCAGAACCCCAUGGCGGGGCGCCUCAGCCUUGCAGGCAUGCAGCAGCAGCAGCAGCAGUCUGCCUCCGCCGUGAUCCUUGUCUCCAACCUAGACGAGCAGGUCACACCGGAGGCUCUCUUUACCCUCUUUGGGGUAUAUGGGGAUGUUCAUCGCGUGAAGAUUCUCUUCAACAAGAAGGACAACGCCUUAAUACAGAUGGCAGAGGCACACCAGGCUCAAUUAGCUAUUGCCCAUCUUGACAAAGUGAAGGUGUGGGGCAAACAAAUCCGUGUCACUCAAUCCAAACACUCCUUGGUUCAGAUGCCCAAAGAUGGCCAACCGGAUGCCGGUUUGACCAAAGAUUUCACCAACUCUCAGCUGCACAGAUUCAAGCGCCCUGGUUCCAAGAACUGUCAGAACAUAUUCCCUCCCUCUGCAGUGCUGCACCUCUCUAACAUUCCACCAACAGUCACUGAGGAAGAGCUCACAGAACAGUUUACACAUCAUGGGGAAGUGAAGGCUUUCAAGUUUUUCCAGAAAGACCGCCGUAUGGCUUUGAUAGAGAUGAGUUCAGUAGAAGAGGCUAUUAUAGCUUUGAUUGCUAUGCACAAUUUUGGCCUGAGCGACACGAACCAUCUGCGAGUAUCAUUCUCCAAGUCAACGAUAUAGUUGCCGCGCCCUGUGAUCGUCACUGUCAUCCCGAGACCAACCUCUUCCCAUCAAUGUAGUCCACACAGCCAUCAGUACCGAUGUUGCAGGCCCCUCGUUUGUCCCAACUUCUAUCCUGCUGUCAUCAACACGUGACAUCUAUACUGUGAUGUCAUUAACACAGUGUAUUAAACUGUUGAUAGAAAUGUUUGACAAUUCAGUACACUAAGAUGUGUUUUACUAUUCUGAAAAAUAUUAUUACAUGCAAAGAGCCUUUUUAACUCGUGAAAAUUGUGUUUUCCAUAUUUAAAAUUUUUACAACAUAGUAAGAUUUGUUUUCUGGCUGUUUUUAGUAUAUUAAAAAUAUGGUUAUGUACAAAGAUCUAUAGAGCUGAUUCUUUACAAAAGCAUAGUUACUUGAAGAGAUAAAUUGAUGAUGCUUUUAUAAUAUAAUAAACUUAAGAACUUAUGAACACAUUGGUAACCAGUAGAGAUCCUGAUCACAUGGUGUGACACUUGCCUGAUCUUAUAAGGAUUUACACUUUCCCAAUUAGAAGCAAAGUGAAAAUGGCUUAAUGCAACCAGCAUAAAACCAGAACAGCCAGAGAGUAACUUGCAGUCUGCUCAAGUUUAGUGCUGUUUGCUGCUCAUCGGUAUGUUUAAGUUGGAAAUGAGCCUUUAAAAUUUGAAUCUAGUAAGAAUGGUCUUUAAUUUAAGUACUUUUCUCAAAGACUUCAAACUCAUAAAAUUGCGCCUGCGAAUGGUAAAGAGUUAAUAUUGUGGUAGACGGUAGUCAGCAGGAUAUGAGAUGAAGGUCGAAUUAUUACGGGGAAAUGUUCUGUAGCGUUUGUGGACCCACUGUGGCAUGCUUAAUCUGUAAAUAAUUGUGUAUCGGAUAUGAACAGAAAUGAUUAUUUUCUGAUAAAUGUUAGCAGAUCUCCAAACAUUGUAUUUUUCAAACAUGAUAAAACCCUCAAGCUAGUCGAUCAGAUCACUUUAAGUACAUUUAUUGUACAUUGUUUUACAGAAAUAAACGCUCGUUCAAAUUUACAGCCUUUAAAUACAUUGAAUACUGUCCAUUUAGUUAAUGAAUUAAGGUCUUAAAAAUCUUCAUAAAGUGCAUUAAAAUGUUUCGAGUAAUCCAAGUAAGCUGAAGAGUUAUAGAAAAAAAGAAAUCUGUGUUGUCAUAGGCAAGAAACACACAACAAAACAAUCAUUUUUUUGUACAAAGGAGAAGCAUACAGAGCAUGUAAACAUGACAUUCUGUACUAGAAAUGCCUGCAGAUGUGGGAACUAGUCGGCCCCUUGUAGAGUGUAUGGCUGAUAAGUGCCUUUAAUAUAAUGUACACUAAAUUGUGUUGGAGAAUUUAUAUUGUCAUCUUUUCAUUACAUUAUUAAAUUAUUGUAUGUAUAUGUCUUAAUUACUAUGUGUCCUGGUGAAUUGUCAGUGUAGUAUCAUUGUCCAUUGUCAGUUAGUGCGUUUAAGGCAUAUAUAUAUAUAUAUUAUCUGUACCAAAAGAUUUUUGGAAAGAAAGCUUUUUCAUUGCAAAAUAAGAAUCCUUUGAAUAAUGUGGAUGUAUUCAAAUAGGCAUUUUUUUAAGAUAAAAAUUGAGCAACACAAUUAUCCGAUGUAGAUAUAGUUUAAUGUGUAGAUAUAGUUAUAUGAUGAAUUCAUUUGUUUCUACUGACAGCGUGUUGUAACAUUUAAAUAUGUUUGUAACUGUAGUGAUGGAAAUCCAGUUGUUAAUGAUCAGUUUGUUAAUUGUGAUUCCCCUUAAACUUUUUAGAAAAAGAUGUAAAAUAGUUUGGGACAUUCAGUAUAGUUAUGUAUGUACAUAUUUGAUUUUAAUGCAAUUAUUUUGGCUGAAUAGUUGGUGCAAACCUAACUGGAAAUUCCUUUCAAAUUCAUGACGACCAUUCAUGGUUUCAAUGAUAGCUUCGUCUUUUUUAUUGUGAUGUGCUGAUGUUAUUAUAUGGGGAAUUUGCAUAGAAACACGAUUUAAAACAGUUUGUAGUUUGUAUUUUCCAUUUUACCAGUGUUUAUAGUUCAUGGUUUAUGUAUCAUUUAUUUUGUUUAGAAAACCUCACAUCCAAGAAUGCUUGAAUUACGUUAAAAAAAUUAAAUGAAGGAAACAUUUGUGUACAAUAUUUAUAGAUGUACUUUGCCUAGUAACUUUAUUGACUCAGUAUUGUUUGCAGAUCUGCCAAUAGCAUGGUUUUAAUGUUGGUAAUGAAUGUCUUGUUUUUUGGGAAAAGGUUUGCAAUGAAAACAGAGUUGCCUGGCAUUGUUGGCUUUUGUUUGGUUUGUAUGCAUUGGAUCAUAUACACAGAACUGGCUUCUGGGUUUUGUAGCUUCAUCCUUCUCUGAUUGAGAUACUUGGACAUCCAGUUGUACACAGAAUUUACAGCAUCAUUCCUUAUUGAGAAGUGUUCACAAAAGCAAGGUCAAGGGAUCGAAAUGUGUCCAGUUUAGUGAACAUGGAAAAUGUGCAUGUAAACAUCAGUUCUGGAUUGUCCAACAUGGCUUGUAUGAUUUGUUUCAUUUUGGGGUGUUGUUUCUUUUAUUUAAUAUUCAAUGUUUUUUAUAUUUCCAAGAAAUCCAUGUACAGCCUUUAUGCGGCAUGCAGUGACAGACUGCAGCCUGUGUGUGCAAUGACGAUUUUUAUUUCAUUGUCAAACAUCAACAAAAUCAAAAUUGUGCAUGUUAAUACUCGUUUUAAUGUUCCGCCCAUUUAUUAUAGCCAGCCAAGUUACUUGUUGAAACAGCUUUAAUAUUUAUAAUGAGAAAGUGAACUGUACAUUGAUACUAUGCAACUGAGAUUUAAGGCUUUAUCCUUAUCUAAUUAAUCACUUGGUUUUUGUUGUUUUCUGGGAUUUAUGGAAAUGUAUUAUGAGAGGUGUUGACAUUGUUUACAGUUGCAAUACUACGAACAAAGAGGUUCAGGUUAUAUUUUGUUAGCGUAAGUCAGUGUUCAUUGUCAUCCAGUUAUUGUUUUAAGCAUUUGUUAAAAUAUCCACGCAAAGGAUACGUUUUCACUUUAUUUCAGGUUAACAGGACAAUCGUUCAAAUAUUAAAACACUAGGUUAACUUGUUGUUUGUAUUGUUUUAGAUGUUUAUGUUAACCCUUUCAGUGCGGGAACCGAAUUUUAAAGGCCUUUGCAAACAGUUUGGAUCCAGAUGAGACGCCACAGAAACGUGGCGUCUCAUCAGGAUCCAAACUGUUUGCUAUUCUGAUAGUGUUCUUUGAAAAAAAUAGAAGAAAAUGCUAAUUUUAGAAAUUCAGCAGAAGACAUUUUAGCAGACGACAAAUUUCCCAGCAUGCAAAGGGUUAAUUUUUAUCUGCAGCAUAAUUAGUGGAUUCCAUGAGUUUUGGCAUGUAUGUUACUGUAGCUUAUAACCCAUGUUCAUACUAAGAUGUUUAUUGCUUAACAUUUUUUCUUUUUUUGUGUUUGUAACAAUAAUGGCAAAAGUUAUGGCAAGUGCUUGUUUAAAAAAAAUGUUUUAUUUUCUGAGUGAAGUUUAUGAACGAUAACAGAUUAUACCUACUUAGCAUUUCCCCUGUACAGUCUGCAACAAUAUUCACUGGGGGUGUGAAAACCACAAAAUGUGCCUCAAUAUCUGAUGUAAAAACAUGAUUUCUGUUUUAAACUUAUAGAUAUUGUGAUUUUUGGGGGGAAUGUGUAUGUUUACAUAGAUUUACUCUGCAACAAAUAUAAAUGGUGGAAUGUAGCCUUUCAACCAUGAUCUUUGCAUGACCAGAUUAUGGGAGAUAGUUUGCUCAGGUUUAACAUAUUUGCAAAUUCAAAUAGGAAUGCCCAGUGUCAUAAAUCAAAACCAAAUAUUCUUCUUGUCAUGGUAACAUGUGUGUCCCCAGAAAAUGCAAUGUUAUUGUGCCUGAUAGGAAAAAUGAUCUUAAAUAUUAGAAAGUUUUUUUUAGAUUUUACCAUAUUGUUGUUUUAUGUUCGUAUUUAUUGAUUGUUGUAAGCCCUUCAUGGGUCAAGCAUGACAUCAAAUAAUUUAGCGAAUUGUUAAUAAUAUUGUUGGUUUAUAUUUUUAAUUAUUAUAAAUAUUAAAUGUCAUAAGAUUUAUAAUUUUGCGCAAAAAAGAAAUGAAAAUAUUAAAAAAACUUGUUUUGUAAUUUUGUGUUUUUAUAGUUAAUAGUUUUCAAGAAUCAUUAACAUUUCUGAGUAAUUCUACUUCUUUUGCUGUUCUUGCAAUGUUCAUUGUACUGUUCACUGUUUACUAUGAAUGUUAGAUAUUAAUACUUAUUUUCAUUUCUCAUUCUGUGUUUUAACUUGGAUACAUGUAACUAUAAACAGCUACUGUUUCUUCUUUCUGAAAUAAAGAACCUGGUUUACAGAACAUUUAUUAUCAUAUUUUAUUGUGUAAAUAUAGUGUCAAUCUUUUUGGUUUCUUAGUGCUUUUGUCAUGUUGUCUCGGGUUUCUGAACUGGAUGUCUGAACCAUACACAGAGUUAAUCUGUAUCAGAAACAUGUCAGAUUGACAGUCAAUAUUUCUAACCUUAAACUUCCGUUUCUCAUAAAAUAUCAACAGUACCAUUUAACUUUGGUUUUGGUUGUUGUCUUAUAAUUUAAAAUGCUGUCACUGCUAAUUAAUUAUCAAUCUUGUACCAUAGAUGUACUAUUAUAAAUUGUAUUUAAAUAGAAAUGGCUGUCUUCAAUUUCUUUAGGUCUUUGUGUUCACUUUCAAUGACAUAGUGGUUCUGAUAUGGGCUAUGCUGGGUUGUUUUAGAUGCCAUGUUUCUACCUAUUCUACUGCUGUGACAUCCACAGGCUAAUAGGCCAGCAAACAUACGCUUGUCUCAAUUCAACUUGUGUACUGUUUCAUGUUUACUAUGUUAGCCUCUGAUUUCUGGAUAUAACUAAACUUCAUCUUCAAAAGAUCUCAAAACAGUUUUUAUGUUGAAAAUUACUUUUUCAACCAAUUAAAAAAAAUCUGUUUUCGAAGUUUCGUGUUUACUUAUAAGCCUCUGCUUUUUCUGUCUUACUUUUGUUUCCAAAUUUGUGAGAUUUGAAUAUGAAGUUUAGAGGUUUAAGUUUUGUUUCCUGUUUUGACAUUUUCAUCAUCACCAUCUUGCUACUUUGUCUGUAUCUAUAUCUCUGUGUAGUAGCCUGUACUUGAGUGACUUCUUGGACCAUUAAACUUCUGGAUGUGGGGAA